CACCAGGAACCCGUCAGGGAGCAGAGAGCACCGAUCAUCUCACAAAACCACCAAACAACUCACACUAAUAAAGAUGCAGUUUGUUUCCUGGCUGGUGGCCGUGAUCGUCCUGUGUGUCUGUGGGUCAGCAGUACAUGGGCAGUGCCAGGAUCUCUCGGACUGUACCAGCCUCAGCUCUCAGGAGGAAACAAUAGAUUGCUACUGGCAGUGCAGACUGAAGCAGUUAGUGACCAGCGCUGGAAGUGAGCAACCAGACAAGGAUGAAGACGAGGAAGACAGCUUCAGCCUGCUGCUCUCGGCUCUGGUUUCCUCGCGCUCCUCCAGUGUCCAGGGUCCCGGCGUGAGACCUCAGCGCAGUGAAGACCGGCCCUCCUACUCCAUGGAGCACUUCCGCUGGGGCAAACCCACGGGCCGCAAACGCCGACCGGUCAAAGUGCACGCGUCCAGCUCUCCGGACGACGAAGGUCAGGAGGAGCCCAAUCUGGAGACCCCCUUCCUUCCACCCAGCAGGCGCCAGCUGGACAGCGGCGAGGGGCACGCAGAGGAGCAGAAGAAGAACACGAAGGGCGCCGAGAGGUACCGGAUGACCCAUUUCCGCUGGAGCGCUCCUCCCGCCGCCAAGCGCUACGGCGGCUUCAUGAAGCCCUGGCCGGAGGAGUCCCACAAGUCCCUGCUCACGCUGCUCCGCAAUAUCAUCGUCAAGGACGGACAAUAGGUCAAAGAGAGAGGCGGGAAGGGACAGAGCGAGUUUCCUGAACGUCCUAGCCUACUGUAGCUCCUCCAUAAUCUUAGACUCACCAGGAGUCCAUCAAAUAUUAAAGUUUUAUUUAUAAAAGAUAAUAAAAGCUCUACAUGUGGUCACCGUACCGCAGGAGAGGUAUCAAUCUGCUUCCACCUUAGACAACAACCUAUAAAGUUCACACGAGACCAGUGUAACGGGAUCCUUGGAUCAUUUUGUGCCAUAAUUACCAGUAAGUGCAUAAAAAUAGGAACACUCCAGUGUUUAAUGCUUAAAUAAUGUAAAAAAAUGGCCGAGAACCACUUUACUCAAUAUACACCCUGGGUUUAGUUGAUUUUUCAGAUGUAAAUAUGCCAACAUGCUGUAAAUGGAUCAGAAUUACGGCACAUAUUAUAAUAGUUUGUGUGGUAAAAAUACCAUAUUUGAGUUCAGAUGUUUCCCUGUAACCUGACCAGUGAAGUUUGACCGGUGGUUUCCAUCAUUUUGCCUGAAAUUGCACACACUGGAGUGUUGCUACGUUUUGCAUUAGUGUUUAUCCGCUCUACUAUACUAACUCUGUUAUUUAUUUCAUUUUUAAAUGAUUAGAAAUCCUGUAAAGACGUUUUAAAGCUAUUUAAAUAAAUUUACAGUGAUACAA
Messenger RNA from Trichomycterus rosablanca, 1376 nucleotides. It is a transcript of the gene pomcb, whose product is annotated as proopiomelanocortin b. Bases 74 to 715 code for a protein of 213 amino acids. Gene Ontology annotation, molecular function: neuropeptide hormone activity. The transcript is spliced from 3 exons. Gene Ontology annotation, biological process: neuropeptide signaling pathway. The record is from RefSeq and is a predicted model, not a curated record. Lineage: Eukaryota; Metazoa; Chordata; Actinopteri; Siluriformes; Trichomycteridae. Gene Ontology annotation, cellular component: extracellular region.